GCCCUCGGCCGCGGGCGAGCACCGGCGCAGCGCCCGCCUAAGAUGCGCUGCGAGCCGGGGCCGAGAGUGAGCGCGGAGCGGAGCCCUGAGCACGGAGCGGAGCCGUGAGCGCGGAGCGGAGCCCUCAGCACGGAGCGGAGGAGCUGUGAGCGCGGAGCGGAGCCCUCAGCGCGGAGCGGAGGAGCUGUGAGCGCGGAGCGGAGGAGCCGUGAGCGCGGAGCGGAGCUGUGAGCCCUGAGCGGAGCCGUGAGCGCGGAGCGGAGGAGCCGUGAGCGCGGAGCGGAGCUGUGAGCCCUGAGCGGAGCUGUGAGCGCGGAGCGGAGCCCUGAGCGCGGAGCGGAGCCCUGAGCGCGGAGCGGAGCCGUGAGCGCGGAGCGGAGCCGUGAGCGCGGGACGGAGCUCUGAGCGCGGAGCGGAGCCCUGAGCGCGGGACGGAGCUCUGAGCGCGGAGCGGAGCCCUGAGCGCGGGACGGAGCCCUGAGCGCGGAGCGGAGCCGUGAGCGCGGAGCGGAGCCGUGAGCACGGAGCGGAGCCGUGAGCGCGGAACGGAGCUCUGAGCGCGGAGCGGAGCCCUGAGCGCGGGACGGAGCCCUGAGCGCGGAGCGGAGCCGUGAGCACGGAGCGGAGCCGUGAGCACGGAGCGGAGCCGCCGCUGCGCCGCCCCCGCGGCCUCUCCUGCCCCCGGGUUGCCCGCAGCGGGACACGCGCGCAGGGAACGCGGAGCCGCCACGGCUGGCUCGGCUCGGCUCGGCUCGGCUCGGCUCAGGACUGUAAAAUGGAUUUAGGAUUCAAAGACCAUAACAACAGGACACAUACCAAGAACACCUCUGCUGCAACAAAGAAUUUUUCAGCCUGGGAAGACUAUAGGAGUAGUGUUGAUGACAUGCAGUACUUUCUUAUUGGGCUGUACACACUUAUAAGUCUGGCUGGCUUUGUGGGAAAUCUGCUUAUACUUACAGCCCUGCUUAAGUGCAAGCAGAAGACAGUAAUAAACAUUCUCAUUGGAAACUUGGCCUUUUCUGACAUCUUGGUUGUGCUGUUUUGUUCACCUUUCACGCUGACAUCCGUCCUGCUUGACCAAUGGAUGUUUGGCACUGUCAUGUGCCAUGUAAUGCCCUUCCUCCAGUGUGCAUCGGUCCUAGUUUCAACUUUGAUGUUAAUAUCUAUUGCUGCAGUCAGGUACCGUAUGAUAAAGUACCCUCUGUCUAGCAAUCUCACAGCAAAACAAGGCUAUUUCUUAAUAGCCAUCAUUUGGGCCUUUGGCUUCACAAUUUGCUCCCCUCUGCCAGUUUUCCAUAAAACCGUGGACCUCAGCAAAACUCUCCAUUUAGAGGGGCUGGAGAACAGGCUGUUGUGCAUCGAGGCGUGGCCUUCUGAUUCCUACAGGAUCGCCUUCACGCUGGCUCUGCUGCUCGUGCAGUACAUCCUGCCGCUGGCCUGCCUGACCGCCAGCCACACCAGCGUCUGCAGGAGCAUAGGUGCCAGGCUGUCCAACAAGGAAAACAGGCUGGAAGAAAAGGAGAUGAUAAACCUAACCCUUCAUCCCUCCAAGAGCACUGGCACGCAGGUUCAGCCCUCCAGAUAUUCCAGGUGGAGCCGUGCCUUUGGCAGAAGGCACCACAGAAGGUACAGUAGAAAGACUUCAAGUGUGAUGCCAGCUAUUUCAAGGCAUCAUCAGGAUACUCAUUCCAGAGAUCUCCCAGAAACCUCUGACACAGAAAAAAGCCAGCUCUUUUCCUCCAGUAGAUUCAUCCCUGGGAUCCCUAUCUGUUUUGAAAUGAAACCAGAAGAAAAUACAGAGAUCCAGAACAUGAUUACAGUAUCCCAGUCCAUCAUCAGAAUUAAGACAAGAUCGAGGAGGGUUUUUUGCAGACUGACAGUUCUAAUACUAGUUUUUGGCUUCAGUUGGAUGCCUCUUCACCUUUUCCACAUUGUGACAGAUUUUAAUGCCACUCUCAUUUCCAACAGGCACUUUAAAUUAGUAUAUUGCAUAUGCCAUUUGUUGGGUAUGAUGUCCUGCUGCUUGAAUCCCAUUCUCUAUGGGUUUCUUAACAACAGCAUAAAAGCUGAUUUAAUGUCCCUUAUUCCAUGCUGCCAAAUACCAUGAUUUUAUGUGCCCCAAGAUAAAGUAAAACAAACAGCUAUGGCUUUCAAGCCUAGUGGUGUGUAUAGCUGUAAAAGCUAAAUUAGUUUAGUUUAGUUAGUCUGACUUUGUUGUGAUUAGUAGCAUUUUUUUGUGGAUGGAUAGUUCUAUGGCUGCAUGUAUUUCUUACAUUGGGCAGAAAUAUAUGCACAUGUUGUAGUAUUCUUUUAUCUGUUACAUGUAUGAAAUCAUGCCCAGUGUACAAAACCAGAAUGCCAUCUUCAUUACCCAAAUUGUUGGCAACCUGUACUUUGGAAUUACACAGAAUAUAUAAUGAGUAAUAAAUGUGAGACAGACUACUUAGGCAUAUCAGUAUUAACUGUCAUAAAACUACAAUAAAAUACAUAUCAUUUACUA
Molecule: messenger RNA, 2500 nt
Organism: Oenanthe melanoleuca
Lineage: Eukaryota; Metazoa; Chordata; Aves; Passeriformes; Muscicapidae
Gene: NPY5R
Product: neuropeptide Y receptor Y5
Exons: 2
Coding region: 776-2107 (443 amino acids)
Biological process (GO): G protein-coupled receptor signaling pathway
Cellular component (GO): neuron projection; plasma membrane
Molecular function (GO): neuropeptide binding; neuropeptide Y receptor activity
Source: RefSeq, a predicted model, not a curated record